UUUCCGUGGAGUGCCUGGUCCGAGUGGAGCUUCUGGUGAAGAAGAAGAUAUUGCCCAUCUUCUCGCGUUGAAAAAUCUUAGAAGUGCAACUUAUCGCAACCAGACACCGUUCCAGGAGACACUGAAGGGCCAGGUUAGCUCCAGAUAUGAUUUUUCUCUAGCCCGAUUAAUGGUUGGAGCUGUGUAUGAUUUAGCAUUGCAAUUGGGGAAAUUUGAUGAUGAUCUAACGGUCAGAGAUGGAGAGGGCUACAAUGAGGGACCCAUUGCAACUCCCUCCCCAACGUUAUAUUUUGAAGUUGGGGAUUUUUUGACGGACUUAUCCCUCAAUACAGAGGGAAUGGUGGAAGACCUAUUCACAUCUAAUUACGAACUUUUGGAAAUUCGAUCACGUCAGCUGGAAGUCAUUCAUCUGCUGAGCCAAUUGAUCGCUUCGGCUCGGGCUCUGAAGGAGAAGUUCAAGAAGCUGAUGCUGUAUUCUCUCCGCCGCGUUGUUUCGAGCAGCAUGGAGCCAGACAGCGACAGUUUUUGA
Molecule: messenger RNA, 529 nt
Organism: Diachasma alloeum
Lineage: Eukaryota; Metazoa; Arthropoda; Insecta; Hymenoptera; Braconidae
Exons: 3
Coding region: 170-529 (119 amino acids)
Source: RefSeq, a predicted model, not a curated record